Messenger RNA from Haliotis rufescens (red abalone), 2597 nucleotides. RefSeq lists its product as uncharacterized. The record is from RefSeq and is a predicted model, not a curated record. The coding region runs from base 193 to 1116 and encodes 307 amino acids. NCBI's taxonomy places the organism in Eukaryota, Metazoa, Mollusca, Gastropoda, Lepetellida, Haliotidae. The transcript has 3 exons.
UAGAUGACGCGCAUGCGCACAAAUCCAAAUAAUUGAUCGCGAUUUUGAAGCAGCGUCUUUCGGGAGUGUGGUGUUCUUACUGCAUGUGUUGCCAGUGGACUGAACACCGACUUGGAUUAAGGGUCAUCCGCUAGAUCGAUCAGGCAGGCUCCCAACAGGGUCGAAUAAAUGUGAAUUGGUCAGAAAUCCAAGAUGGCGUCGAAAAUUCUGGAGCUUGACACCGUAUUGGGACAGUAUGCCUGGCGCAAAUUGGAGAAAAGUAUCAAUUUCGUGAAACGUCUCUUUAUUGACCCCGGGGAUUACUAUGCCGUGAUUGACUGGAAGUCUCUUAACAUUGAACACAACAUUAUGAAGUUCUCACUCCGCCCCACAAACAACUGCGUGGAGACUGCGUGGGGUGAGAUCACGACCGGGUCUCGAUGGGUCUCCCUGUACGGCUGCGAGUACGAGAAUAAGUCGGAGACCAAGCAGGUGCAUUCAUUCCGCGGGAAGCGGGAGACGACGACAUGGAUUGCAGUGGAGCUUCAGAAUUGUUACACCAUCGACAGAAACGUCAACAUCGACGUAAACCUUCCGACAAAUUUCGUCAAGUUCCGUGCCGGCAGAGACAACACGAUGAACGUGAGCAAGAUGAAGGGAGAGGUGUUCAAGGAGGUCAUCCCGUGGGAGGUGAAUUCUCAGAUCGAGAUCGGACCGUCAUGGAAGGCCAGCGCCGAGCUUCUGGCACGUGAAGAAUGCCAAGUGAUAGAUUUCGAAAUCCGGACCAAGUUGUCUGUUCCUAAAGGCAAACUACCGGUGUACUUCAAGAAGAAGUCGGACGACAAAGUGGCGUACCUGGUGUUGCUGGAUGACUUCCACAACGCCUUCCUGUCCCUGGAGUCCGGGGGGAUACUGGAUGAGGAGGAAAUGUCUCUAGUGCAGGUGCUGAUGGAGACAACCCUGGAUAUGGACCGGAAGGAGAGGAGUACGACGAGCAUCCAGCUGACCACACAAGGCGCCUGCACCAGUGUGGCGUGGUCAGAUCAAAAAGUGAACAUCAAAACAGAACCGAUGCCUAACGUAAACAAUAACCACGUGUCCGGACUUUACAUCGAGAGGAAUGGACUCAAGGACUGAGAACAGCGGCAGCAGCAAUGAUUUCAUAAUAUAUUGUUGGAAAUAAGUAAGGGAAGGUAUAAAAAUAUCAAUGAAUAUGUAAAUAUGUUAAAAAACCUUCACAACAUAAAAGAUCACUAUUUAAAAUAUUCAUUUUUCAGUUCUAAAUGAUUUGAUUUUGAGCCGUUCCCUUACUUCUUUCGAUCAGUAUAUGUAUGUUUCAGAUUAAAGGCAUUACACACGAUUGAAAUAAGAUAAUCGAUAUAUUACCAAUUUUAACACCAUGGACAUACCUUUUGACCUUAAGUGGGGUAAAUUCUUCAUGAAAGGUUUAAGUAAUAUAAAAUUGUUGCCAGGGGUUGAUUUGUGGAUGCAUGGUUACAUGUCGAAAUACGUGAAAUCAAAUAAAUUCAGUUAAGAAAUAUUUAGGCCUGGGCGAAUCUCCAACCUAAGCGGUUCUGGAACAGGACGUACCAAAAGAACCUUUCUCCUCUGGUGUGGGCUCUUGUUCAAUCUCGAUCCAGACUGGUCACGCUAAUUUAACAGGCGAUUGUCCAAUUUGGCACAGGAUGCUAAUAACAAUGUGAAGCCCUGAACCAGAAAGGCCGUAGAGACUUGCAUCCUCUUUAUCGUAUGAAUCAAACCUCGUUAUGGGUGCUUACAGGUUUCAGUCACCUGACCUUAUAUAUGGUGCUUCGUCUACCAUAUGGCAUUAUCUGUAUACAUGUGCUGUGUCGCUGUUUUAGAUUGAAACUUUUUCUUCUAGAUCUGGCAAUCAGUAAAGAGGGUUUUCAACAUGCAAGCAAUGUUUUCAUCUAUAAUCAUAUUAUUUGUGUUUUUGUGUUUGCAAAGAGCUUCUUUUGAUAUAUAACAUAUUACAUCUAUAUUUGUAUUAUAUUGGUGAAUUAAGUUUGACCAUUGGUUGAUUAUUGGGAGAGUUGAAACGAAAGGCGCGAUGUGGGUUAAGUCUUGUGACAAUACAGGAUAUAGCGAUACAGAGUGUCUGACAUCAUGCACGGCGACGUGACGUAUGUGAGGAUGACAUUGUGACGUUAAGUCACGAGGAGACGUUUCGUGAUGAUGCGGGGACAUGUGACGUUACGUGACCAGUAUAUGACAUAAUGUAACGUGAAGGUGUAUUACGUAUUUUUGUGCCCAGGAGACGUUAAGUGAUACAAAGUGACGUGGCGUCAUGUACGUGGUGAGGCAAAUGACGUUAUGUGACGUGAUUGACAGAAGACGUCACGUGAUGACGUUAUAUGGCAUGGUUAAAACUGAAAAUACGACAUGGUAUGACGUGACAUGACGAGACAAGACGUGUUGAACUACGAUAACAAUGAUCUCUGUUCGAUUCUGGUCACCAGUUUUUGUUUAUGAAGAAACCUAUAACAUACCAUUUCACGUAUGUGUACCAUAUUAUUACAAAUGUAUUACCAAGUCUCAUAAUGCAUUCAUCAUUUAUACCAAUGUUAUUUUUAUGAAUAUAUAUACAUAUAUAUAUA